GAAAUCGGUACGGUCAGAUAAGAUCGGAGGGUCCCCCCAUCAUUGUGGAUCCCACUUUUCCACGUUCCUUUGAAACCACUGCUCCCUCCUAUUUAUACUCCUUCCUGUUUCAAACUCUUUUGCUCCAACCGGCUUUAAAAAAAAAAUUUCUCUCAUUUUCAAGGAACCAAAAGAAGAAAAAUCGACGGUGAUUGAUUGAUCAGAGAAAAAUGUCGUGGCAAACUUACGUUGAUGAACACCUGAUGUGCGAUGUUGGCGACGGCCAUACUUUAACCUCCGCUGCUAUCAUCGGCCACGAUGGCAGUGUUUGGGCCAAGAGCUCCUCUUUUCCUAACUUUAAGCCUGAAGAGAUUACUGCCAUCAUUAAAGAUUUUGAUGAACCUGGAUCUCUUGCACCAACUGGGCUGCACCUUGGUGGCGCUAAGUAUAUGGUAAUCCAGGGCGAGGCCGGAGCUGUGAUUCGUGGGAAGAAGGGCACUGGUGGCAUAACUGUGAAGAAAACAGACCAAGCUAUGAUCUUCGGCAUAUAUGAUGAACCAGUGACUCCAGGACAGUGUAACAUGGUUGUUGAGAGGUUGGGUGAUUACCUUGCUGAGCAGGGUCUGUAGGCCUCUCCCCCAGGUUGUUAUCCUAUUUUACUUAUUGGUUUUGGGCUUGCAUCUUUCUUCCAUAGCCAGGAACUGGCAUUGAAGUUUUUUGGAGUUGGUGAUGAUAAUAAUCAGUGAAGACAAAAUAAUUUUAGGUUUGUUAGUUUUUUUUUUUUGGGGGUUCUCCCAUUGGCCUUGUUCCCGUAAUUUAUGUGCAUUCAUUCUCCCUGCUGUUUUGGCUCCAGUGGAGUUUGCUUUUUUUUUUUUUUUUG
Durio zibethinus is the source of this 859-nucleotide messenger RNA. Its product is annotated as profilin-3-like. Gene Ontology annotation, cellular component: cell cortex. The record is from RefSeq and is a predicted model, not a curated record. Gene Ontology annotation, molecular function: actin monomer binding. NCBI's taxonomy places the organism in Eukaryota, Viridiplantae, Streptophyta, Magnoliopsida, Malvales, Malvaceae.